GGCGAUGGUUGUGACUAUGAUUAUGACGAUGCCUAUAGAAUGGCACUUCGUACAGUGCGCAACUCGGCCCCUCGAGCUACCUAGGCAGUACUUGAUAUCUCAUACUUCAUAUCUCACACUUCAUAUCUCACACUUCACGUGUUCCAACUCCCAUGCGACCGUGAUGACUAAUCACGCCCAUUUUCCACAGCAGCACUCACUCACUCGACGCGUUCAGGUUCGAUGUUCUCCAGAGGCGUAACGCGUCGAUUCUUCGAAACAGUAGCACCGCCUUGCACCACCUUGCACCACCUUGCACCCUACCCAACUACACUUUCAAUCCCCAACCAGUCCAUCAUCAAUCACAAAUCACUUCCCAUCAAAUCGUUCUGUCCCACUUCACCACCCCGUUCGACAAAAAUAUAAUAAUAGCUUUCCUUCCCAGCCACUAACAACGACCCGUCUCCUCUAGACUCACUUGAUACACCUUAUUUUACAAUUAAUAGCCACUUUUUUCUUCAAUUGCUCCCACUUUGCGCGCACUGUGUUUUAAAUAAAUAAAUAAAAAAAGUGUUCGAUGGCAUCAACAAGCCAGCCGCAUUCUUCUUUCCCCGCGCGUCCGUUCAAUAACCUACGCAAUCCUCCCACCACUACCGCUUUUGCUCAAUCACAACCCGCGCUGGCGUUGAGGCAGAAGGAAAGGUUAUCGAAGGAUACCCAAGCGCAAGCUCCCGCCCCGGCCAUGGCCCCGCCGGCGAAUGCUCAAAUGAAUAUCUUAAGUGAUGAACAGAGAGAAGAGAUCAAUGAAGCUUUCGUUCUCUUCGACAACGACAAGGACCAAAGAAUCGACUACCACGAAUUCAAAGUCGCCCUCAAAGCUCUCGGCUUCGAUCUGCCCAAACCUGAAAUCCUCACUCUCCUCACCACGCACGGCAUACCCCCCGACACCGCAGCGCGCCCCGGCAUACGCGAUCCCAAUAUUCCCCCCGGGCGUCUGCUCCUCACUCUCCAAGCCUUCCAAACCAUCGCCGGAAAUCUAAUAGCGGCGCGCGAUCCCCGCGACGAGAUACUGCGAGCGUUCGCUCUCUUCGAUACCGACGACAAAGGCAUGAUAACCCUUGAAGAUUUACGGCGAGUAGCGCACGAACUAGGCGAAGGGCUCGAAGAAGACGAGCUGCGAGCAAUGAUAGAGGAAUUCGAUUUAGAAGGCAAAGGCGGAGUGGGGAGAGAAGAGUUUAUUCAAAUAUGUAUGGGAUGAAUGAAAACCCCCAAACUCAAUAUAUCAUCUCAUCCUCAUCAAGGUCUCGGGUCACCCAUUGGAUUACCACCUUCCCCCAGUCUCUGGAAGCAGUCCACCGAUUUGUUCCAUCGUUUCAUCGAAAACAAAAUCAUCCCGGCCAAUUCGAAGUACUGGAGCAGAAGGAUAGGAGAUAGAGACCUGUUUUGAUUACAGUAUGAAGUUUUUGUCUUUAGUUUUCCGUGUAUAUCACAUCUUUAUACCAUCAAUCAUAUCAAGGAGUAAAGCAAGGAGUGCAGGCGUCAGGUUGGGUUACAGAGAGGCCAAGGUAUUGCACUACCUUCAUGCAAGUAGGUAUGCAUAAUUACAGUACAUUUCCAGGGUGCCAUACCCACUCCACGAGAAAGGCAUUCGUGAUCUCUAUUUGAAAACACCUAUCUGCCAGUCGAAGAGUCUGUCCAGAAGUCGCGUCGAAUGGCAUCAGGUAUCA
Molecule: messenger RNA, 1706 nt
Organism: Botrytis cinerea B05.10
Lineage: Eukaryota; Fungi; Ascomycota; Leotiomycetes; Helotiales; Sclerotiniaceae
Gene: Bccdc31
Product: Bccdc31
Exons: 2
Coding region: 557-1237 (226 amino acids)
Biological process (GO): spindle pole body duplication
Cellular component (GO): half bridge of spindle pole body; mitotic spindle pole body
Molecular function (GO): microtubule binding; calcium ion binding
Source: RefSeq, a predicted model, not a curated record